Messenger RNA from Monodelphis domestica (gray short-tailed opossum), 6435 nucleotides. The record is from RefSeq and is a predicted model, not a curated record. NCBI's taxonomy places the organism in Eukaryota, Metazoa, Chordata, Mammalia, Didelphimorphia, Didelphidae.
AGGAAAGUUGAUCCAUUCUGGCUGCAGCAUUUUAUGCAAGUAGAGAUUGUCUUUGAAAGAGCAAAGAGAAAAGGGCUGUCAGCACAAAUUUGUUUGGCGGGAGCCUCUGGGCUUUCCCGAACCCUCCCCAAUGACUUGCUCCCCAAAUCCUUCGAUCCUCGCUACUGAUCCCCGUUCGACCUCUUCAAACCCACUUGCUUCAUCUGAGAGCAGACACAUCCCGACUAAACAUCAGCGAGCAGAGCUCAGUUAUCUAGUUGACAGACCUCGUCGGGUAAACAGUUCUGCAUUCCAGGAAGCUGAUAUAGUAAGCUCUAAGGACAGUGGACAUGGAGAUAGUGAGCAAGGAGACAGCGACCACGAUGCCACCAACCGGGGUCAGUCUUCUGGCAUGGAUCUCUUCUCCAAUUGUACUGAGGAGUGUAAAGCUUUGGGCCACUCGGAUCGAUGCUGGAUGCCUUCUUUUGUCCCCUCAGAUGGCCGCCAGGCGGCAGAUUACCGCAGCAAUCUUCACGUUCCCGGGAUGGACUCGGUGCCAGACACUGAAGUGUUUGAAACACCGGAAGCCCAGCCUGGGGCAGAGAGAUCUUUUUCCACCUUUGGUAAAGAGAAGGCCCUUCACAGCACUCUGGAGAGGAAGGAGCUGGACGGACUGCUGUCCAAUACACGAGCGCCUUACAAACCACCAUAUUUGAGUUCAAGGGAGCAUGUCUGUCCUCACCUCCCCUCAAGGCUCAGGAUGAAGGUACUAUUUAAAGGAAAGUUAUACCCAUGGGACACCUGAAAGGAGAAGCUCAAAAACAAUAACUCCGCUCAGAUGAAUGCAGGAGCUACUCCAGAGGGAAGAAUGAGCUUCCCUACUUAACCAAAUUAACUCAUCAAUGAUGUUGGGAUCUUUCAAUUACUCUCAAACUUGUUUAAUCUACCUGCCAAGAUGGUUUCCCAGGGUGUGGCCGCUUCUUAGAGCCCAGAGCCCCAGCGCAGAGCUGAGUGGCAGGUGAACACUAAAGGAGAAAAGCAAACAUGAAAAGGGUUCAUCAAGCCCUCACACCCAAGGUACCAGUCUUCCCUGAACAUCCCAUCUGCCCAAGGCAUGUAAAGACUUCCCCUGGUGGAAGGGGAAGAUCAGAACCAUUUGUUCCCAUGUCCAUGAAGGCUAUAGAAACAUGUACCGUGUGGUGCUUAGAACUUGGUUAGACAUCAAAGAAGCCAAGAUCAUCCGUUCUAUGGAGCCAUCACCAGCCAUCUUGACUUCCGUUUUACCACGGACUUCAAUAACUCUGGAAGAGAGAAUGAGGCUAAGGACUCUGAAACACUGCCUCACUUUAAUUUUUGCAUGGGUUAAAAACAUCACCAGUGAUGCCAUUUUGGUCCUCUUUGAGGACAAAGGACAACAACCAAACACUUGACGAAAUAACUCCCGCGCCCAACCACUCUUUAAUGUAUUGGGAAAGACAUAGGAUAGGUGGGAGUAGAGUUGAACAGCAGGUGAACUUUGGAAAUUGUCACCACUUUCAAUGACCCUAAGCUUUGCUAUUCACAAAUGCAGAUCAACAUUUGUUUUCCAAUUCAGAAUUUUCAAAGAAUUGCUGGGACUGUGAGAGAUUAAGUGACUGUACACAGAGUCCCAAAGCCAGAAUAUGACAGGUGCAGGACUUGAUAUUUCUGGCUUGGGACUUGAAUGUUUGAAAAACUUUUAAUAAAUAUAAUUGCAUUUGAUUCCUACAACAACCCUCCUAUAAGGUAAUAAUAAUAAUAAUAAAUAACACCAAUAACAAUAGCUAGUAUUUAUAGAGUGUUUCCAUAGUUUUACAUGAUCACAGUGCUUUAUAAACAUCAUCUUAUUUGAACCUUCACAACAAUCCUAUACAUUUGAUAAUAUUAUCAUCCUCAUUUCAUAGAUAAGAAAAAAGUGUGAGAGAAGUUAAAUGAUUUCCCCAGGGCAACAUAGCUAGAAAGUUUAUGUGGCAGUAUUCUGUUCAAGUUUUCUCCACUCAAAGUCUGGUGCUCUACCUACCACGUGACUUUGCUGCCUUUAAUUCUGAAGAAUAAUUUAAGGUUCAUCCAACAAGCAAUGGAAAAGUGUGUUAUGGGAGUGAGCACUGUGUAAUACAAUACAUAAGGAAUAAUGCCUUGCAAAGUCCAUCUGGAAAAAAAAUCAUGGCCAGAAAAAAUACCUGCCAGUCAUGUAACAAGAGUGAGAGAUGAUGAGAAGCUGCAUUCUCUCUUGCUGGCUAUGGGUUACCGGGAGCACAAGAAGUCCCUCUCUGCGCCCCAGCACAUUGUGUAAAGAUUCAGUAACUAAUAUGUAGGAAUAAAGACAGGAUUUGCACAAGAUAAGCAGACAUAGGUCUACCCUAGAAUCAUUGGAGGUAAUAAUAAGAUUAUAAAUCUAUUUUAAUAUUAGAAUAUUGGAAUAGGUAAAGCCUCCAUCAAAACUCGUAGUCAAAUAUAGUAGGAAUCUGAAAGAAAAAAUAGAAUUUGGUUCCUUUUCCAUGCCUAACUUUAUUAAUAGAAAGAAAGAAUGUUUAAUAUGAAACCUCUUCAACCCUUUAAGAAAGAUGUAUUAGGUGAAGAGCAAUGUUAUAAAGAAAGAAGCUCUCUGUUCAGUUCUGCUCUAACUAAAGCUUUGUAUCCAUCUGCAAAAGAUACCAUAUACCCUUAGCAUGGAAGGCAAGAAGAAGAAUGUUGAUUUGGGGGCAAUGUAGGAAAUCUAGGAAGCUUUCCAAAUUCUCCUAAUUGGUUCUUCAGAAUGAGCCUUCAUUAUUUUGUUUGAAGUGAAUUUUUAAGGCCAUCACAUGAAGCCUAUAGAGAACACUAUACAAUAAUAUCAAUGUUUACAAUUAUUUUACCAUAUUAUGAAGUUUGGGAUUAUGUUUUGAUAUUUAAAAGAAAAAAGGCAACUAUAUUUUCCUUCAAGUUAUGGAACCUUCCUUCAUUAUUUCAGCCAUGAGCUAAUCUUUUAUUCUUCUUUCCUUUCCAGAAUUGUCUUGUUUCUGAAUUUAAAUAUGUGAAUAUACUACUACUACUACUACUAAUACCUACCACUGGCAAAUUUAUCACAGUACCACUUUAAGGCUUACAAAGUGUUUUUACUUUUAUUAUCACAUUUGAUCCUCACAACAACUUUUAUGGAUGGGUGCUAUAAGGGGCAGCUAAGUGGUUCAGUGGAUAGAAGACCAGGUCUGGAGAUGAAAGGUCCUGGGUUCAAGUCUAGUGAAGCUAGACUUUUGCCUUGGAACUGAUGAUACUUAGCAUCAAAUCUCUGACAAAAGGUAAGGGUUUAUAAAAAAAAAAGAUAGAUUCUAUUGUUAUCCCCCUUUUACCAAUUGGGAAACUGAGGCUGAAGUAGAUUAUGAAUUAUCUAGGGUCACACAGUAAGUGCUUGGGGUGUUAUUCAAACUCAGGGCUUCCCAAGUUUAACACUAACCACAGUACCACAUAGCUGCCUUUAGAGAGGAAUAGAUUGAAAGCAGGAACUAGAGGUCUGAUGGUAUAACUUCCCUAACUCAAAAACCUGUGACCAUUUAGAAACCCUAACAGAAAUUUCAAUCAAAAUUCAAACUUAGAAUGGCCUUUAAGAUCCUCCCAAAUAUGACUGAAACUACCCUUCACAAUUUAUUUCACAUUUUUCUCUUUGACUUAACUCUACAUUCAUUUCAGAAAUAAUUACCAAGUACUUUUGUAUUACUUCAAUUUAUUAAAUUAGAUCAUGGAGACAGCUGAAUUGCACCAUACUUCAUCUAAGCAUCUCAACAUACAAUUCUUACUGACCCUUCAUACUAACCCAUCUUUCUUUCCUCUUUUUUUCCAUAAAAAUUUCAUAUUUUAAAUUAGAUCCACUGAGAGAAAAUAAGAGGUGAAGCUGAGAUCAUGCAAGCAUUCUCAUAAUUUUUCAGUUAGAGCCUUUAAGGAGAAUGAGGUUAAAUACCUUGUCCAAAGUUAGAGACUCAAUUGUCACUGGCAUUUUCUUCUUGUUUCCCUUUAUGUGGUUAAGGCAGGAAAAUGAAAUAAUAUCUUUUGUCUCAGUUACUCAGAAAAUUUCAUCAAUUCUCUGUUCCCCUUUAACUGUUGAGUUCUGACCAGGGCAUAAAAGUUUCACAUCUGUGAAAAAUUCCAGCUGCCUUUUCUAUGUCAUAUUCACUGUGUAACAUAGCUACUUAUUUUUAAAAAUAGGGCAGUGAAAUUUGGGUAAAUGACCUAUUUAAACACAAAGUUACAUAGAAUAUUUGAUAAAUUAGGGAUCUAUUAGGUGGUAUGUAAUUAUUGUAAUACCCAAUGAAAAGAAAUUAUUUGACCCUAUUAUUUCUCCCGCAGUGUGCUGUAUUGAGACCAAUUCUACACCUCACAUCAGGUGCAGUGACACAUUUUUUUCUAUGUAAUUUUCCAUUUGUGUGCUUUAAAAUAAUACAAGUUAAAAGUGUCAACAUAAGGACGAUAUUUUAAGCAAUUUUCUUUGAAGGACAUAAUAGGCAAGCCUUUUAUUGGGUGAUAUUCCCCAUGCAAUAGUAGACUAUAUUCUCCCCACAAUCUAUCAGUGUUAUAAAAGGUAUUGUGACAUUCAACAUGAUUGAGGGACUCAUUAUUUUGAUUCAAUUUCAACUCAAUUAAACAAAUAAUAAAAACAUCCUCUUUGUCAGGAACUUCAUUAAAUAUUAGGAAUAUAAAGUGAUUUAGUUCUCACCCUAGAAAAGAUAACCUUCUACGAGGGAGAUAUACAACAUAUAGGCAAAUAUAAGGUAUAUUCCUCCAGAGACAGCUUGCUAUUAGUUAGGGGAGAUGAGGAAAGCCUUUGUGUAAGAAGUGGCUCAUGAUGUGAGUUUUGCAGGAAGUUAGGAGAUAGGAAGCUAGACAUGCCACAGGUUAGAGGUGAGGAGAGAAUAUUUUUCAGACAUGGAAAUACACUUGAAUAGGGAAGCGGGAUGGAAUGUCAGAUAGCACGGAAUAAAGAAAGAUGAGUGAUGCUACGACUGCAAAAAGUAGGGACUGCCAUUCACAUAUCGUUAAAAAAGAAGUAAUACACUGUGCUUUUAAAAAUUACCCAUUGCUCCACUAAAUUAUUUAAAGUCACGGCCACUGAAGAGUUUUCAUUUAAUUUGUUUCAAUUGUUUCAUCUAAAAAUGAAAAAAAAUCUUAACCUACUUUAUUGGACUUUUUGCAUAAUUAAUGAUAUUUGCAAGGCACAGAGUUAUUCCCCAGGUAAGAAUCUAGCUUAUAGAUAUCUAAAGUUCUGUCUUUUUCUCAGUUUAAGGAUAGGGCUUCACAGUGUGGAAAAUGUUUUUAUUAGUGCUCCAUGUUUCUAAAACUUAGUACUAUCAAAUUUCUUAAUACUUAGAAAAUUCAAAUGACUCAACUGGGCUACGGUCAUAUAUCCAGUGCUAAUCUACCUUAAGCUAAUAGAAUUUGAAUGGCUUAUAUUUCGUUCCUUUUAUUUCACAUCUGACCCUCUUAUACUAGCAUCUGGUUUGUUUCCAAAACAGUGAUGAGGAUGGUUGGUUUAUUCUUCCACUAACACACAUUUUCAUUAUGUUUUUUUAAAAACGUAAUGAAAACAUUUCUAUUUUUAUUAGGCUCGCUGACAACACCUUUUUCACAUUAUUUUAUUUUUAGCUGGCUAAGUUUAGACAUGACAAUGUGCCUUUUAAAAUUCAAAGCCAAAUAAUCAGACCUCUUUCUUCUCAUUUUCGAUUAGCUGGAGGUUUUGUUACUUUCAGUAGAGUAAAAUAGAAUCGAUACUGGCUAAAUUCAGACCUUCUCAGUCCUUCCUUGAAGAGCUACCUUUCCUCUCUGGCAGCAUUGCAAAUCCCCAGUGAAUUUGACGAGAGAAGAGAUACCCUUUUCCUCCAAGUAUCUGUCACUCAGUUGACAGUCCAUUUUCAGAAAAGGGAGACAGAUACUAAAGCAGAAAUUCUUCAUUAUGAAUGGUAAUUUUCAUCGUUUUAGGAUAUCAGAUUAUUGGGCCACCUAGAUUUUAUAUACAUUGAAAAUAUACUAUUUUGCUGCUGUGAGUAUAAAAGGUCAUUAUCAGAGAACUAGAAAAAGUGGAAAAGCUAAGAGUCAUUCUUUCUGGUUUGAAUCUUGGCCCCAACACUUCCUAUUUGUGUGACUACAAGCAAAUAUGGACCACCUCAGUUUGGCAUCCCAAUGGAAGAUUCAAAUGGUGGUGUGAUUUUUGGCUGCUCAGUAGACAUCCCUUGUCAGCUGCCUUGACCUUCUUAAUGCCAAAGGGAGUUACAUGAGGCAUGUAAUCACUUCUUUUCUAUCAUUAUCCAUAAAGUGAGAGUACCGAAUGCUUAUACAGCCUAUCUCAUGGGGUCAUUGUAAAGGAAAGUGCUUGUUGAACAUAAUGUGCAAAAAAUGGGAACUGUUGUUACUAAUCUCUGGAAAAUUAAGACCAAGAAAACUUUUAUUUGCCUUAUAAAAUAAUUUAGGGGA